Messenger RNA from Rhincodon typus (whale shark), 906 nucleotides. It is a transcript of the gene mlec, whose product is annotated as malectin. The transcript has 4 exons. The record is from RefSeq and is a predicted model, not a curated record. Gene Ontology annotation, molecular function: carbohydrate binding. Gene Ontology annotation, cellular component: membrane. The coding region runs from base 63 to 752 and encodes 229 amino acids. Lineage: Eukaryota; Metazoa; Chordata; Chondrichthyes; Orectolobiformes; Rhincodontidae.
UAUAGCAAAGUACUCCCAAGUCUUUAACAACAUCCUUUUGUAAUUAAGCUGUUAAAAAGCUUAUGAGGGGAACCUGGAGCAUCUUUAUUUGCCCAGCAGUGUGGAAGCAAAUGGCUGCUGAUCAGUACUUCUUUGUAGCAGAAACAAGAUCAAGAAACUCCCUUUUGAGGACAGUGUGGAAAGGAGAAGGCAGUGGGGGUGAAAGUGAUACUAUAAAUGCUCAAGUUUGUAGUACUACGGUAGCACGCAACAUUGGAGUAAGCCCUGUUUUGAGUCAUUUAACCAAGGUCUUUGAUGUGAGACUAAAUGGACAGCAUGUAGUGGUGAAAGAUCUUGACAUAUUUGAAAAAGUGGGACACAGCACAGCACAUGAUGAACUGGUGUCUUUCACAAUUAGAAAAGGAAAACUCAGCGUUCAAGGAGAAGUGUCUACAUUUAAUGGGAAACUACUUGUAGAAUUUGUCAAGGGUUACUAUGACAACCCAAAAGUCUGUGCUAUAUGCAUCAUAAAGGGAACAGUGGAGGAUGUUCCCAAACUCCUGCCUCAUCCUGGUCUAGAAAAAAAGGAAGAGGAGGAAGAAGAUGAUGAUUAUGAGGAGGGUAAUGAGAAGAAGACAUUAAGCAAAAAGAAGGUGAAGUCGGGACCUCGAACACCAGACCCAUAUGCCUCAGAUAACAGCAGCCUAAUGUUUCCCAUUUUAGUUGCCUUUGGGGUCUUCAUUCCCACCUUGUUUUGUCUCUGUCGGUUAUGAGAUACACUUCGCAUGUACAGUGGUGCUUGUGGGUGAGGAGCUUUGAGACAGUGUGGGGCAGUCUGUUUAAAGCAGUUUAUUUCUCUUCCCUCUUUUCAGAAACGAGGUGGAGAAAGGAAGAGAAAUGGUUUGUAUGAAAAUUUGAAGGCUUGAA